AGGGGGAAAAAGUCAAUUACUGAGACAGAAAUUUAUGGAACUGAAACCUGCAUUUCAGUCUUGAAAAAAUGCCGUGAGAAAUGCAAACAGAAAGUGUUGUGUUUAGAUGGUUAUCGCCUUCUUUCUGCUUCUGUUUGAACAGGUCGACGGCCAGCUAUCGUCUGAAGCACAGAGUGAGCCUCAAAGACAUCUGGCUUUAUGGUUUUGAAGAUGAAGCGGAGGAAGAGGAGGGAAUGGUGGGGGAUAUCAACCUCAGGGUGACCCUCAUCUUGGCCUGGGGUCUCUCCUUUUGUUGGGUGUGUUUUCGCUCGCCUGAGGUGAAAGAACGCUGGUUAGAUACUCUACACAGAAAAAUUAAAGACACAAAAGCGAGAGCUGGUUGUGCUUCCUCCCCUCCAGACGUCCUCAUGAAGGUUUUGAGUGGCAGCAUCCCAACUAAAACUCUAACAGGAGGUGGCAUGGAACAAUUCAUUGAGUUUCCACUUGAGGGCGAUGCAAAGAUCUCCACCGUGGCAAAGCAGCUGCAUAACCAGGAGGACAAGCAGCCCAUUGAAACCAAGUGGAACCUGGUGAGGAAGCUCAGAAAGGGCAAGAGUUUCAUGAACAAAGCAUGCCAAUCCGAUACCGACACCAAGGCCCAGCUGUUUGGACAGCCCCUCUGCAAGAUAUGCCCAGACCAAUGCUCACUUCCAAAACCAGUCACAGAGCUGCUGGUGUUGCUGAGGAAGAGUGGGCCGUCCACAGAGGGAGUGUUUCGGAGACCGUGCAACAACAAGAACAUGAGAGACAUCAGGGAGCAGCUCAACGGCGGCCUGGAGGUGGACUUGGAGAGCCAGCCGGUGGUUCUGCUCGUCGGGCUGCUCAAAAGUUUUCUGAAGGAACUUCCUGGCAGCCUGCUGGUGUCUGAACUUUAUGACAACUGGAUGACGGCUCUUGACAACGAAGACGCUCAGCAGAGAGCCCUGGAAAUCAGAAAGGUGGUAGACGACCUCCCGGCACCCAACAAGCUCCUCCUGCAGCACCUACUCUGCAUCCUCCAUCACAUCCUCGAGAGUGCUGACACCAACAAGAUGGACGCCUACAACCUGGCAGUGUGCAUCGCCCCCACGCUGCUGCAGCUGGACGACAUGCCGCUGGAUGAGCAGAAGGAGAAGAUGAAGAAGGUCACAGAGCUAACUCAGUUCCUGAUCGAGCACUGUGAGAUCCUUGGAGAGAAUAUCCCAAAUCUGCUGGAUACUGAUGCAGACUCGCUGUCCUCUCAGCAUCAUGACUCCGCGUAUGACAGCACCGACCCAGAUGGAGACGGAGAGGUAGGAGAGAGCACCAGCUCCACACAUGGAGAGACGGGGUCCUCUUCCUCUCUCAGUCACAGCUGCACCCCCACCUCUUGGCAAGCUGACGCUAUGUUCAACGCAAAGGCAUCAUUCAACCGUCGCUGCUCUGAGCCCAUCAUCCUCCUCUCCCCUGAUCUGGAGAGCCUCUGCAGCCACUCCAGGAGCCACGACGACUGCUCGGUGGAGAGAAGAGACUUCGAGGAGCAGCCUCUGAAAAAGCAGAUCUCAGACGACUCCUUCUUGCUCAGAGAACGAGGUGGAGCAAGGUCAGUGUUGUCUUUUCCAAGACUGAGCAGCAGCUCCAACAUGGACCCACUGCCCUACAUGGUGGCUAACUGCUCGUGCUCUUCCCUGGAGAGCGCUGCCUCUAAUCAGUCAGAGGGCUCUGUUUUCACCAGCUCCCCUGUGGGGUCGCCAGGCUGCUCCAGGAGAGCAAGCACCACCAGUCAGCCUGAAAUGGCUGCAAAGGCUCAGCAGGACGUUGUAAAACCGAUUACAGAAGAGAAGAGGCGUUCCCAGUCUAUGAGAGUCACCAGUAAAGUCCUAAUGAGGACCAGGAGCUUAGGAGCCUUCAACAGGAGCAGCGUGAAGAGAGACUCUCAGAAAGAAAACUCCUUCCCUUGUGAAACUCUCCAGGAGGACUCUCAGAGUGAAGCAGAUCCUUCGGCUGAGCUUCUGCACAGACCGCGCCCUCUGUCGGCCAUCGAGGUGUUUAAGCAGGUGGACAGCAAGUUGCCCUGCAGGCCUCCAUCAUACCAUCAGGCAGUGCAGGGUGCGGGCCUUCCUCCACAGUAUGGAUCAAUGACUGUACUCGAUGCCAUCAAGCUGGACAGACGCUCCCGUCCGUCCUCUGUGAACUAUGAUCACCCACCCACCUGCUCCGUCAAUCAGUACACAGACUGUUUCUCUCAGGCAGCGCAGGACAUAGCCAACAAUGUCGAGCAGCGACGGCCUUUCCGCCAGAGAGCGAUGUCCGAGUCUGUGUCUGCGGGUCAUCGUGAGGUUGUGUCACGGAGAUGUAGCCAGCCUGUGUUUGAAGAAUUUUCUUACGCCAAGGAGUCUUAUGUUUGACUUUGGAACUGUUUCACAGACUUGAUUGUGGGUGCACAAGCAUUUACCUGAGCUAAAUAUCAGUGGGCAAAGCUGAGAACCAGUUUUCAAACUGCAAGUUAGCAACCUGCCAAGCCAAGACAUUCAUGAUGGAGGCGAGGGCUGACUUUGUAUCUCAGACUUUAUAUGGCUGGAUUUUGUGUGUGCUUUUUUUUGUAGCAAGAGUGCUUGGCUUCAUUAUAGCAGCCACUUCCUCACUUACUCUUUCCCCUUUCAUUGUUCUUUGCCUGGUUCUACAGAGACACUGUGUUUCUGAUGCUUUGCCCACUGAGCAGCUGUGUUGGAAAAAUGCUUGUAAAUGUACAUAAGGUCCAGUGUGUACAUUUUUAACUGUUUCACUUUGAAUGAAUGUCAGCUAUGUGCCGCCUCUACGGUUGCACUUUCUCAGUAGUACUAUUUAGAGUACAACAUUAAAAGAUAUAUAGUUAUUAUGAUAGAUGUCUAUCACAAUGAAGCUAUGAAAACACAGUGCACUGUGGAUGAAAUAUGCUAUGAGUUUUUAUUUUCUAUGUUUUUGUCAAGAUAUGUACAGUAUAGUUUGUUAAGCACAUUGUUUUGCUUUUUGUAAGUCCUCUUCACCUUGCAUGGUCUUUCUCUUCCACUACAUUAAAGCACUUUUCUGAUGAUAGACUGUUCUGUAUGCUAAAAUGUAAAUACAAUUGUAUAGAUAUAGAAAGUUAACCUGUGUUCGAGUUGUGUUCCAGAGUCAUGUAACUCCACCAUGAAUGGUUUUAGAUAAAAUGGAAGACAAAUAACACAAUAAACGAAAACAGCAAACUAAA
This is a messenger RNA of Epinephelus lanceolatus (giant grouper), 3226 nucleotides long. Lineage: Eukaryota; Metazoa; Chordata; Actinopteri; Perciformes; Serranidae. The record is from RefSeq and is a predicted model, not a curated record.